Triticum aestivum (bread wheat) is the source of this 773-nucleotide messenger RNA. RefSeq names its product uclacyanin 1-like. The transcript has a single exon. Gene Ontology annotation, molecular function: electron transfer activity. Gene Ontology annotation, cellular component: plasma membrane. NCBI's taxonomy places the organism in Eukaryota, Viridiplantae, Streptophyta, Magnoliopsida, Poales, Poaceae. The record is from RefSeq and is a predicted model, not a curated record. Bases 1 to 591 code for a protein of 196 amino acids.
AUGACCAAGGCUUGCCACGCCCUCGCAGUGUUCAAGUACAACAAGGCCAACCAUAACGUGGUGGAGGUGAGCGGGCCGGACUUCAGGGCGUGCAACAGCGCCAAGGGCCUCGGCGCCUGGAACUCCGGCAGCGAUCAGGUCCAACUCGCCAGCGCCGGGCGGAGGUGGUUCGUCUGCGCCGUGGGCAACCACUGCGCUAUGGGCAUGAAGCUCAACGUCACCAUCCUCGCCGCCGACGCUCCUUCGCUUGCCCCUGCCCCGGCACCGUCCUCGUCUUCUCACAAUGCAAUCCUCGCCGCCGACGCUCCUUGGCUUGCCCCUGCGCCGGCACCGUCCUCGUCUGCUCACAAUACAAUCCUCGCCGCCAACGCUCCUUGGCUUGCCCCUGCACCGGCACCGGCACCGUCCUCGUCUGCUCACAAUACAAUCCUCGCCGCCGACGCUCCUUGGCUUGCCCCUGCACCUGCACCGGCACCGUCCUCGUCUGCUCACAAUACAAUCCUCGCCGCCGACGCUCCUUGGCUUGCCCCUGCACCGGCACCGUCCUCGUCUGCUCACAAGUCCAGGCGGCCCUUUGUUACCAAGUGGUGAUGACCUGCCGGCGCCCAAGUACCAAGUACCGACUAUGUUGUUCGUGCUUUUGCUAGUCACGUCGUGCAUGGUGUGAUCGGUCGCACUGUUCGGUUCGUGCAAUUUUUCUCCAUUCCGACAUAAUAAUUGGACUGCUGUCCAACACAAGCAAUUGAUUAUUGUUUAGAAUCACGACACGCAGU